UUCUCGAGCUAUUGUUGUCUCUGCCGUCAUUCUGUACUGUCAAAGUUCUCAUAAUAUCGUUUUGUGUUUUGUUUUUUGCUUUAAAAGAAACCUAAAUCUAUAAAGAAGAUAUAAACAUGGCAAAGGAAACGUCCGGACUUCUAAUGAACGUAAUUGGGACUCUAUCGUCCCUAUCUUCAAACGAGCAGCGAGACCGAGAGAAGGCAAAACUUGAGCGUGAAUUUAAACUUAGUGAUCAGAGAUUAGAAAAAUUAGUUACAACACACCACAGAGAUUUAGCCAAUGUGAUGCAAAUUUACAGCAAAGCUUCAGUUAGCAUCAAUGAAGCUAGAACUCGAAUUGCUAUGGUGAAAGGACAGUUAGCAGCUUGCAGAGGGCUACUGCACUGUAGAAGAGAUGAACUUAAAAAGCUGUGGCUAGAAGGAGUGGAGCAUAAACAAGUGCUUCUCAUGCUGAAUCAGAUUGAAAAAUUAAAAGAAAUACCUGACAAAAUUAAUGAAAAUAUAGCAAAGAAGAAUUAUGUAGCAGCUGCAGAGCUUGUGGUUGAAGCGCAACAAAAUCUACAAGGUCCACUGCAAAAUGUUGAAGCUUUAAAGGAUGUUCGAAGUGAUCUUGCCACAAAGCAAGAGCGCUUCUACAAAAUUCUUUUGGAAGACUUGAGUCACUAUAUCUAUGUAAAAUCAUCAAGUGAUGUCUUGCAGUGGAAACGCGCUGCGACAUCACAGGCACCUUUUCAAAGAGCCUCUAGUGGCCGUAACUCCUCUGGCAGGGCUUCUGGAAACUUGAUUUCGAAGAAUGAUGCGCCAAAGGUAAAAUCACUGAUGCUAGAAGUUGUCGGAAGCAGUCAAAGUGCUCAAGAUGAGAAAAGUAACCAGUGUAUAUCUAACAUAGUUCAAUGUCUCUCGCUAGUAAAUAGGUUACCUGAAACACUGGAAAGUUUAAAAAAUGGAAUGGGCAUGGAAAUGACGUUGAUAACAAGAAAAACCGCCCAACAAAUUAGCGAGAUGUAUCCACCUAAUGGAAAAAAUGUUUUGAAGGAACUGUUUGAGGCUGUAAUGGAGCAAAUGCGGAGGAUUGUGAAGGCUCACACAGCCGUUCUCGACAGUGUUAAGGCUCUACUGAAAGACCAGCAGUACAAUAACGAUGUUGUUAUGUACAAUAUAGAAGAUGUAUGGUCCCAAGUACAAACUGUGAUUCAAGUUUUGUUGUCCCAGUAUUGGGAUAUUGGUAGUACCGCUUCAAAAAGCGGUAACUCGGGCAGCACUUUCUCAUCAAAUUCUCAAUUGGGAGCAGCCGAUUUGAACGCAUACUUUUCCAGAAGACGACAGCCUAGAACACAGAAAACAACACUUUUCCGUUUCGAAGGUUCUCUCCAUUCAAUUAGCUUGAAUGAGUCUAAUAGCGACUAUUCCAAGCAAGACCAACAUGGUCUGGAUGCGCCGGAUCGGAUUUUAAUUGUUGAACCUAAUGCGCGUUUGGUGAUUGAAAUUUAUCAGCCCUUAAUGACCUUUGUUCAAGAAAUAGAAACUGCGCUUGGGUGUAGUUCUCAAGGGACGCAUUGCGCGCUUCAUGUGUUCAUCACAGUAUUUACACGCGACGUCUUUCUCAGUCAAAUUCACAUCGAGAUGGGCACCGCACUGGACGAAGCCACGCGAAAACUGGAUAUGUGGAAGUCUGUAAAUCCCACUGAGUUGACACAAAAUACAAAAGCCACACGGCCUUUGCUUCAGAGCACCAUACAAGUUUACCGCUGUCUCAUGGAAAUCCGCCAAUUAAUGGAAGCCCUUCCCCAAUUCGCCCAGCAUUUUCUCGGCAUGGCAUGCAACAUGUUACUGCGCUACAGCGAAACUUGUCAAGCGGCUUACCGAGGCUUGGUCCAAUCAGAUUUGGAGGACAAACGUGUUAUCAGUGCCACUUGGGCCAAAGAUGAAGACAUACAUCGUUUUUUGAGGUCUCUUCCUAGUUGGACGGCUUUGCAAACCGUUCGAGCACAUCGUAAUUCUGGUACCACGGAUUGCGAAACCUACGAAGAUAGUCCAGAAGAGAUCAGACAACGAAGCGCCAAAGAGACGGAAAUAUUGACGGGUAAUUUGGGUGACGCCAUUAUCCCCCCUCAUGAAAUUCUGGCCGAUCCGACACAGUUGCGAAUAUUAGCGUUGCUUCAAGAAUCUUUAGAGUGGUUCGCAGCACAUAUACAAGAACUAGCGAAUGGCAUAACGCGCUCUGGCGCUUCUGAAUCCCUCCUAGCUCUGCCAGAAACGAACGUCCAGACUUUGUUGGAGCUGGCAAAAGAUUUCGAAGAUCUAGCCGAUACAUGCCUUUUAGUUUUGCAUUUGGAGGUGCGCGUCCAUUGUUUUUAUCACUUAGUACCGCUUGGAAGACAAGCACAGUUCUGGCUGAACGGUGAUAAUCAAGAGCCCGAUCCUGAAAUUGGUAGGCUUAGUAGGGAUUUGACUGCAAUUGACGAGUCUUUGUCAGCUUUCAUACAACAACGUAAACAUCGCUACAUAUUUGAGGGAGUUAGUCACCUUGUAUCCAGUAUCAUCAUGUCCUCUGUGCAGCAUAUCCGGCGGAUGAAUGAAAAUGGCGUCAAGAAAAUGUGUCGCAAUAUUUUCGCCUUACAGCAAACGUUAACCAGCAUUACUUUGGCCCGCGAACCAGCGCUGGACCAUGCGCGCCAGUAUUUUGAGUUGCUUUGCGUAACACCAGAGGAUUCCUCGUUCCUUCAAGGAAUGGAAGAAAUAUUAAAUGGUAUUCUGGAGCGUGGAUCCCAAUACACCGAAUUGGAGUAUAUUCAAGUACUUCAACUAUUGAACAGAAGUCGCCCUGGUACAGCUUCCAACGAAAUAACUCGUCAUCUCGAACGCCUGUCAGAGAUCUUAGGAGAAUUAGGUGUCACUGUUUAAGUUUAGUUAACUAAUCUUACUAUCCGUGUGACAUGCAGGGUUGGUCCGCGUCGGCUUUACUUGAUAAAAAUGUCGUUGCUUUACAAUUUCAAUUGAAGAAAUUGUCAUUCUCAUGGUUAAUCACCGAGUAUUUACAAAUAAAUAUUGAUUUACUGUUA
Daphnia carinata is the source of this 3064-nucleotide messenger RNA. It is a transcript of the gene Sec8, whose product is annotated as exocyst complex component 4-like. Gene Ontology annotation, cellular component: exocyst; growth cone membrane; synapse. Lineage: Eukaryota; Metazoa; Arthropoda; Branchiopoda; Diplostraca; Daphniidae. The record is from RefSeq and is a predicted model, not a curated record. The transcript is spliced from 16 exons. The coding region runs from base 117 to 2906 and encodes 929 amino acids. Gene Ontology annotation, biological process: exocytosis; Golgi to plasma membrane transport; chemical synaptic transmission.